AUGGACAAUAAAUCCAAGGCUGGCGACCUGAAAGGCUACUUGACCGACGACAUAGAGCAAGUGAGCCCUACAAGCGAAACAAGCCCAUGGAAAGACUUAGAGGACAGUUACCCUGAAGGCGGGGCAGUCGCCUGGCUAACUGUCGCCGGUGCAUCUGCCAGCCUGUUUGUAUCUUUCGGCUGGGUUAAUUGUGUGGGAAUUUUUCAAAGCUAUUAUCACACACAUCAGCUAAAGGCAUACACCGAGUCAGAGGUUGCAUGGAUUUCCUCGCUCCAAGUUUUCUUCAUGUUGUUUUGUGGCCCAUUCUUUGGUACAAUUUUUGAUAAUUGGGGUCAUUCAUACCUGCUUAUGGUUGGAACCGCUCUCCACGUUGGUGGCUUGAUGCUUGCAAAUUUCAUGGAUACAUACGCUGGCCUUUUGCUUAGCCAAGCGGUUUGCUCAGGGCUCGGAGCAUCAAUGGUGUUCUACCCAUCGGUUACAUGUGUUGCAACUUGGUUCUUUCAACGACGAGCUGCCGCCCUGGGACCAGUCGUCGCAGGGUCUUCCCUUGGUGGCGUUAUUUUUCCCAUAAUGGUCAUACGUCUAAUUCCUAAAUGGGGCUUUGGCUGGACAAUGCGUGCCUGCGCCUUUCUCAUCCUCUGUUUGCUUAUCUUUACCAAUUUUACACUUAAAUCGCGCUUGCCGCCGUCGAAACGGCCCUGGAAAUUGGCUGAUAUGACCCAACCGAUGAAGGAGCCUGCAUUCUUGGCGCUAUCAGCCGCUAUCUUCUUCUACUACUGGGGUAUGUUUCUCCCCGUGACAUACAUUGUCGUUGCAGCUCGUAAGGAGGGGAUGUCUCAGAAUUUAGCCAACUAUAUGGUUCCUAUUCUUAAUGCUGCUAGUAUUCUUGGACGCACUAUACCCAAUAUCAUCGCCGACAAGGUUGGACGAUUUAACAUCAUGAUCAUGAUGUGUACUUUGACGACAACUCUUAUCCUCGGGCUCUGGAUGAUUGCCUCGGAUAACCUAGCUAUGAUUCUUUUUGCAGUGUUCUUCGGAAUCUCAUCAGGGUCGGGAGUCGGGCUUACUCCAGCUCUCGUUGCCCAGGUAUCCCCCAUUAAGGAGAUAGGUAUUCGGACCGGAUUGGCAUUUGCCAUCGGAUCGUUGGCUGGUCUGAGUGGAUCACCAAUUGGUGGCCAGAUUAUUGAGGCGAGCGGUGGUUCUCUGCGCUACAUGAUGGUGUUUGCCGGGGUUAACUGCACUAUCGGCACUGGAUUCUUUGUCCUUGCUAGAAUCAUCUUAGGCGGUAUGAAGAUGGCUAAGGUUUAG
Messenger RNA from Arthroderma uncinatum, 1308 nucleotides. RefSeq names its product monocarboxylate permease-like protein. Lineage: Eukaryota; Fungi; Ascomycota; Eurotiomycetes; Onygenales; Arthrodermataceae. The record is from RefSeq and is a predicted model, not a curated record. Gene Ontology annotation, biological process: transmembrane transport. Gene Ontology annotation, cellular component: fungal-type vacuole membrane. The transcript has 5 exons. Gene Ontology annotation, molecular function: transmembrane transporter activity. The coding region runs from base 1 to 1308 and encodes 435 amino acids.